GGGUUCAGAGGGGUUCAGUGACUUGGGAUGCGUUAACCCGCAGCCAGUUAUUGCAGAAUUGAACCCAAGAGUCUGACAGCAAGAUCUGACCCUGAGUGUGAACGCUUCCCUGCUCAAACUACUCUUCAGAGGCUGGGAAUCAGUUCAGUUUGAAGAGAUCCUUUUAAUAUGUUGCCGCAACACCUGAAGCAGAUCCGAGUCCUAAUGCUCAACGACAAGGAAAAUCUGGAGAGGACGCUGUUCAGACUCGAACAAGGUUUCGAGCUGCAGUUCCGCCUGGGUCCCAGCCUUCAGGGGAGGAGGGUCAUGGUAUACACCAACUACCCAGCUGAAGGUCAGCAGUUCAAACGGGAUAAAUUCCGUGUCUUGGCAUGGAGCAAUCCAGCAGGAAAGGAGGAUGACUCUGAUAAAUUCUGCUCUCUGGAUCUGAAGACAGCUGGGUCCUAUCAGUACUACUUUGGAUGCACGGAAUCAGAGCGCUCAGGAGGAGGCUACAUUGUAGUUGACCCUGUGCUUCAUGUGGGUGGAGACAACCACGUUAUCCCAUUAGACUGCAUCACCAUCCAGACCUACUUGUCCAAAUGUCUGGGACUCUUAAAUGACUGGCCCGAUAGGCUCAGAGUGGCCAAGGAGUCAGGAUACAACAUGAUCCACUUCACUCCUCUGCAGACUUUGGGAGAGUCCAGGUCCUGCUACUCCUUAGCUGACCAGCUGUCAUUCAACCCUGAGUUCAGCCCACAGGGUCAGUGUUACAGCUGGCAAGAUGUGGGGGCUCUAGUGGAGAAGCUAAGGACUGAAUGGAACAUGCUGUGCAUUACCGAUGUGGUGUAUAAUCAUACUGCUGCUAACAGCGCGUGGAUAAGAGAACAUCCUGAGUGUGGUUAUAACCUGGUGAACGCGCCUCACCUGCGUCCAGCCUGGGUCUUAGACAGAGCUAUCUGGCAUUUAACCACCAGGGUGGCAGAGGGACGCUAUGAAGCUAAAGGACUUCCUGCUGAGAUCACCAGUGAGAAACAUCUGAAUGCCAUUCGCAGUGUGUUGUGGCAGGACGUGUACCCUGAGGUCAAACUGUGGGAGUUCUUUCAGGUCAAAGUGGACAGUGCUGUGGAGCAGUUCAGAACACUGCUACAAAAUGGCACCAAGCCUGACCGCAGGAAGACUGGAGGAGAGAAGGGCCUGAAGAUCGUCCAGGACCCACAAUACCGUCGUUAUGGCAACACAGUGGACAUGGACUCUGCCCUGGAGACAUUUGUACCUCACAGUUCCUCUCCGCAGCACAUCGAGGAGUGCUGUGGUUGGCUGAAACAGAAACUAAACGAGCUGAAUCAAGAACAGCACCACAUUGUUCACCAGCAUCAGGAGCAGGCUGCCAACUGCAUUGUGGGAAAUGUAGUGUAUGAACGUCUGGCCGACCAUGGCCCCAAACUGGGUCCUGUUUCCAGGAAAAAUCCACUGGUCACUAGGUAUUUUACCUUCCCAUAUCAGGACAUGACUCUGGAGCAGGAGUUGAAGCUACUGACCCAGCCAGACAAGAUGAGCCACUUCUUGGCUCACAAUGGAUGGGUGAUGGGUGAUGACCCACUGCGCAACUUUGCUGAGCCAGGCUCCAACGUGUACGUGCGCCGAGAGUUGGUCUGCUGGGGUGACAGUGUCAAACUUCGCUAUGGAAAAGGACCUGAAGAUUGUCCAUAUCUGUGGGAGCACAUGCGGAAAUACACUGAAAUUACCGCCAAAUAUUUCCAUGGAGUCAGACUGGACAACUGUCAUUCAACACCCCUACAUGUUGCUGAGGCCAUGUUAGAUGCAGCCAGAGCGGUCAGACCCAAUCUGUAUGUGAUAGCUGAGCUCUUUACAGGCAGCGAGCUAAUUGACAAUGUGUUUGUUAACCGGCUGGGAAUAAACAGUCUUAUACGAGAGGCCAUGUCAGCUGGUGACAGCCAUGAGGAGGGCCGACUCGUCUAUCGUUAUGGAGGUGAGCCAGUCGGCGCUUUUGUUCAGCCCAGCCUCCGUCCACUGAUGCCCUCCAUCGCCCAUGCUAUGUUCCUUGAUGUAACCCAUGACAAUGAGUGCCCCAUCCAGCUCCGUUCAGCGUUGGACUCACUGCCCAGUUCAGCUAUUGUCUCCAUGGCCUGCUGUGCUACUGGCUCCACCAGAGGAUAUGAUGAAUUAGUUCCACAUCAGAUCUCUGUGGUAAAGGAGGAGCGGUUUUACCCCAAGUGGAACCCCGCAGCAGCCCCCUCCUCUGCUGGUGAGGUUAGUCCCCAAACUGGCAUCAUAGCUGGGAAACUGGCCCUUAACAGACUACACCAGGAGCUGGCUGCCCAGGGAUUCAUGCAGGUUUACGUAGACCAGGUAGAUGCUGAUAUUGUUGCAGUUACUCGUCACUGUCCCAGCACCCACCAGUCUGUGGUGGCGGUGAGCAGGACGGCCUUCUGGAACCCCAAAACCCAUGAAUACAACAACAACGUCCCACCCAUGUUCAUACCUGGGAAGAUAGAGGAAGUGGUGUUGGAGGCCAGGACCGUGGAAAGGCAUGCUGGGAGUUAUAAGAAGGAUGACAAGUACAUCAACGGCAUGCCAGAAUACACUGUUGAAAUAAAAGAACAUAUACCGUUAAAGGAAAGUACGGUGGUGAAGCAGGCGGGAGUGACAUCUAAAGGUCGAUCAGAGUUUGUGCAGGAAAUCACCUUCCAGAAGUUAACACCCGGCAGCGUUAUCGCCUUUAGGGUUAGUUUGGACCCGAAAGCCCAGAAGGUGGUGGGAGUGCUGAGGUAUUAUCUGUCCCAGUUCAGUCCAAAGUACAAGAGAGGCAGCGUAGCAGAUGACAACCCACCGGAUGCACUGCAGAAGCCCCUGGCACAGCUGAUGUCUAAGCUGUCAUUAGCGGACAUGAAUUCCCUGCUGUUUCGCUGUGAGGCAGAAGAAAAAGAGGAUGGUGGAGGCUGUUACAAUAUCCCAGGCUGGGAGAACCUAAAAUACGCAGGACUCCAAGGUUUGAUGUCAGUGUUAGCAGAUAUCCGUCCCAACAAUGACCUGGGACAUCCUCUGUGUGCUAACCUCAGACAAGGAGACUGGCUGAUAGAGUUUGUCUCCAACAGACUGAUACACAGAGAGGGACCACUGGCACAGGUGGGUCAGUGGUUGGAAGCCAUGUUUAACUACCUGAAACACAUCCCACGCUACCUCAUCCCCUGUUACUUUGAUGCUAUUCUGGUGUCAACGUACACCACUGCACUGGAUGCAACUUACAAGCUCAUGUCAAGUUUCAUCCAGAAUGGCUCCACCUUUGUUCGUCAUCUGGGGCUGGGUUCAGUUCAGAUGUGUGGCGUUGGACGCUUUCCUGCUCUGCCUCCCCUUUCAGCCAAACUCGGUGAUGUCCCGUACCGCAUCAGUCCAAUUACUGGCGAGAAGCAACAGUGCUGUGUCUCACUGGCUGCAGGUCUUCCUCAUUUCUCUGCGGGGAUUUUCCGUUGCUGGGGCAGAGACACUUUCAUCGCUCUCAGAGGACUGAUGCUCAUCACCGGGAGACACAUCGAGGCUCGUAACAUCAUCCUGGCCUUUGCUGGGACUUUGCGUCAUGGUUUGAUCCCCAACUUGCUGGGAGAGGGUCGCUGUGCUAGAUUCAACUGUCGUGAUGCUGUGUGGUGGUGGCUGCAGUGCAUCCAGGACUAUGCCACCAUUGUUCCCCAAGGGCAUGAAAUCCUCAACUGCCCCGUCACACGCAUGUACCCUACUGAUGACUCUGAAGCCUGCAAACCUGGAGAGGUGGAGCAGCCUCUGUAUGAUGUGAUCCAGGAGGCUCUGCAGCGGCAUCUACAAGGAAUAUCCUUCAGAGAGCGAAACGCUGGACCCAAGAUAGACAUGCAUAUGAGAGAUGAAGGGUUCAAUGUGUUUGCUAAGGUGGACCCAGCCACAGGUUUUGUGACGGGAGGAAACCGCUUCAACUGUGGCACAUGGAUGGACAAGAUGGGCGAGAGCGACAGAGCGAGGAACAAAGGCAUGCCUGCCACUCCAAGAGACGGAGCAGCAGUGGAGAUAGUUGGUCUCAGUAAGUCAGCAGUUCGCUGGGUUGUGGAUCUUCAUUCCAGAGGACUGUUUCCUUAUGAUGGAGUCAAAGUGAACAGAGACGGUAAAGAGGUCUUAAUCUCAUACUACCAGUGGAACCAGCAGCUCCAGCAGUCCUUUGAAGCCGGGUUCUGGGUGUCUGGGGAUCCCAAUGACCCCAACGAGAAGCACCCUGAUCUGGUGCAUAAGAAGGGCAUUUAUAAGGACAGUUACGGAGCCUCCAGCCCCUGGUGUGACUACCAGUUACGACCCAACUUCACUAUCGCCAUGGUGGUGGCUCCAGAGCUUUUCACAGUGGAGAGAGCCUGGAAUGCUUUGGAGGUGGCAGAGAAGAAACUUCUGGGACCACUGGGAAUGAAAACGCUUGACCCCGAUGACAUGGUGUACUGUGGUGUCUAUGAUAAUGCUCUGGACAACGACAACUACAACCUGGCAAAAGGUUUCAACUACCACCAAGGACCGGAGUGGCUGUGGCCAGUUGGCUACUUCCUUCGUGCUAAACUCUACUUUGCCAAGAAACUGGGAGAGGAAACGUACGCUAAGACAGUGACUUUGGUGAAAAAUGUUCUGUCGCGACAUUACACUCACCUGGAGAGGUCUCCCUGGAAGGGCCUACCAGAGCUGACCAAUGAGAAUGGGCAGUACUGCUCAUUCAGCUGUGAGACUCAGGCCUGGUCUCUGGCCACUGUGCUGGAGGUCAUCUACGACCUCUAGAGGAGCUCUCAGACAGCAGAGGCAGCUCUGACUUCAUGUCCUGGCAUCACAGUGGUUACUAUGUUGCAUUCAUGUUCUGCGAGGGAGGACGAGAGCCCCGACAUGGAUGGAAUUUGAGGUCAUGUUUGCCACUGUAGUCGUCAGACACACUUUAGGAAAUAGUCUCGUAGUAGCGUUUUAACAUUGGAGGGUUUUUUUUGCAGUCCCCUAUAAUGUUACCAAGCUGUAUUUACUAUUAAAAAACAACCUAUCAUCUGAAGGUUGCCAAACAAUUCAUUUUCAGUUUUUCAAAUCUUCAUCUGGCCUGAUUUUAGGCAUAUGUCUCUCAAUCACUGACUGAAUUUGGGAAUAGUUUUGGUUUCAUUAGGAAUCUUGUCAAGUAUAUCCCAGGGUGAAAGGGUUAAUUAACUAUUGUCUAUCAGAUUUGUUUGCUUUUGCCUCCAGCACUUGACCUGCAAGCUUCAUGAAAAGCUUAGACUUGUAGUAUUUCCAGCUCAGAGACCUCAUAUUUGGUACUUUCCCCAUGUUUAGCCAAGUGAAUGAAAGGCAGUAGCAGCUGCAGAGCUGAUCUGGUGUCAGUAUUUGUGAAUGUCCAUUCUUCAGACGAUUAUUAUGGCCACACACUCACUGUACACAUGUACAUGUAUCUAGGAUACAUCACCAGUCUGGCACAAGGGACAUAUUUCUAAACAGCAUCUGGUUGGUAAAAAAUUCCUUCAUAAGGAAUUAACAUCUGAACCCAGCCCGCUGGUAUCAACAUACUGUGUAAUCUAUACUAAAUUUCUUCACCACCCACUAUGCACUGCACAUAAAUCAUUUUUGCCACCAGAGUAGGAGCUUUGAUUUAGCAACAACUCCUCUUUUACACUUAACCGUUCAGUCACUGUGUUUAAAUCCUACCUCUGACUCUGUGGAAACAAGGGACAGACAUGAUAAUGUGAUGACUGCUCAGAAGCUGUAGCAGCAGUGAUUCAUACACCUGCUUCACGUGGUUUGACUCCUUACCUUAAACACAGGUCCUGUCCUAAAGAGUAGCAGAAACCUCCACCUCAUGCCUUUAUACUCCUAAAGUAAAACCCAUUUCUUGCUGAAAUGGUCUUCCAUGCCACUGAAUUCUUCCCAUAAGCCUUAUGACCUAGGUAGUAUUUUUAUGGCGUGCCGUGACGUCACUUUGCUGUGUGUCUAUGUUGUAAAGUGAGUUUUGUGCAUGGAUGUUGCUGUUUAAAGUGCUGUGGAACUUUGUGUUUCCUGAGCUUCCUAAAGCCACCGUGUAGCCACACUGUAGAUCUCUGCCCAGGACCUCAACGUUGUUAUACAGCUGUAGAUGUUACACACGGUGAGGUUUUAACUUACACAACCAAACUUUCUGUACAACAGAAUAUAGACAACAUGGACUUCUGUGUAGAAAAGUCACUGCAUGUAGUGUAACAGCAUUAUGUCCAGCGUCACCUUUUUCAGUUGUUGGUUUACAGAGUUUUCUUGAGUAUCCGAUGACUUCCUGACCACCAUGAUGUGACUGUAAAGUUCUUCUGUUUCAGUCAAGUCACGUGUCUGUAAUGUUGAUGUUUACUCUUAACCACAGACAAAGGCAUACUUAAUAAACUGUUACAUGAC
This is a messenger RNA of Mugil cephalus (flathead mullet), 6393 nucleotides long. It is a transcript of the gene agla, whose product is annotated as amylo-alpha-1, 6-glucosidase, 4-alpha-glucanotransferase a. The transcript has 35 exons. Lineage: Eukaryota; Metazoa; Chordata; Actinopteri; Mugiliformes; Mugilidae. Gene Ontology annotation, molecular function: 4-alpha-glucanotransferase activity; amylo-alpha-1,6-glucosidase activity. Bases 169 to 4779 code for a protein of 1536 amino acids. Gene Ontology annotation, biological process: glycogen biosynthetic process; glycogen catabolic process. The record is from RefSeq and is a predicted model, not a curated record.